Messenger RNA from Athene cunicularia (burrowing owl), 2545 nucleotides. It is a transcript of the gene AXIN1, whose product is annotated as axin 1. Gene Ontology annotation, biological process: negative regulation of canonical Wnt signaling pathway. The coding region runs from base 1 to 1569 and encodes 522 amino acids. The record is from RefSeq and is a predicted model, not a curated record. The transcript is spliced from 7 exons. Lineage: Eukaryota; Metazoa; Chordata; Aves; Strigiformes; Strigidae.
AUGAGCGUGGUGUAUCAGAGAAAGGCACUAAAGCAGGGCAUGUUGUUGUUUUAUUCCGGCAGAGAUGGGAUCCCACCGUACAGACUCCGCAAGCAGCAUCGCAGAGAGAUGCAAGAAAGUGCCAAAGCAAAUGGACGUGUGCCACUACCUCACAUUCCUCGUACAUACCGAAUGCCAAAGGACAUCCACGUUGAACCAGAGAAGUUUGCUGCAGAACUGAUCAAUCGUUUGGAGGAGGUACAGAAGGAACGUGAAGCAGAGGAGAAAUUGGAGGAGCGCCUGAAACGCGUCCGAGCGGAAGAAGAAGGUGAGGAUGCAGAUAUCUCUUCUGGUCCCUCAGUCCUUAGCCACAAGAUGCCUUCCGCCCAAGCCUUUCAUCACUUUGCUCCUCGUUACUCUGAGAUGGGCUGCGCUGGGAUGCAGAUGAGAGAUGCCCAUGAAGAAAACCCAGAAAGCAUCCUUGAUGAACAUGUACAGCGCGUGAUGAAGACACCAGGCUGCCAGUCUCCAGGACCUGGCCGUCACUCUCCUAAGCCACGGUCCCCAGAAAGCGGCCACUUAGGAAAGCUGUCAGGGACACUAGGAACAAUUCCUCCAGGGCAUGGCAAGCACGCAACAAAAUCAGGAAUGAAACUGGAUGCAGCUAACUUAUACCACCAUAAACACAUCUACCACCACAUCCAUCACCACAGCGUAAUGAAACCAAAAGAGCAGAUCGAGGCCGAGGCCACGCAGCGAGUGCAGAACAGCUUUGCUUGGAAUGUAGAUUCACAUAACUAUGCAACAAAGUCACGAAACUACACUGAAAACUUGGGCAUGGCCCCUGUCCCCAUGGACUCUUUAGGCUACAGUGGGAAAGCAAGUCUGCUCUCAAAAAGAAAUGUUAAGAAGACCGAUUCAGGGAAAAGUGAUGGUGCCAACUAUGAGAUGCCAGGAUCUCCUGAAGACGUGGAGAGAAAUCAGAAGAUCCUUCAGUGGAUCAUAGAAGGAGAGAAGGAGAUCAGCAGGCAUAAGAAAACAAACCACGGCUCUUCAGGUGCUAAGAAGCAGCUGUCCCAUGAUAUGGUCCGACCCCUGUCCAUCGAGCGACCUGUGGCAGUGCAUCCGUGGGUCAGUGCCCAGCUCCGGAACGUUGUCCAGCCUUCUCACCCCUUUAUCCAAGAUCCUACCAUGCCACCGAAUCCAGCCCCCAACCCUCUCACCCAGCUGGAAGAAGCUCGCAGGAGGUUGGAGGAGGAGGAAAAAAGGGCUGGAAAACUCCCCCUUAAACAAAGGUUGAAGCCCCAGAAGAGACCAGGCAGCAGCGCACCCCAGCUGUGUGAGAACAUCGUGGUCGCUUACUACUUCUGCGGAGAGCCGAUCCCUUACCGCACCCUCGUCAAAGGGCGCGUGGUGACGCUGGGACAGUUCAAGGAGCUGCUGACCAAGAAAGGGAAUUACAGGUAUUACUUUAAGAAAGUGAGUGAUGAGUUUGACUGUGGUGUGGUCUUCGAGGAGGUGCGGGAGGAUGACACCAUCCUGCCCAUCUUCGAAGAGAAGAUCGUCGGGAAGGUGGAAAAGAUCGACUAAGCUCCAGGGCUGCCGAGGCAUGAGGACAGGACUGUGAAAGGCUCUGGGACCGGAGGAGAGGGCCUGGGGCGGCUGCUGGUGGUGCUGCUGCCACGGGCGCCGGGCGAGCCCAGGGCGGAGGGCGACAGCCUGCCCCGGCACGGACCUGGGCAAGCUCCGGGUUGCUGGUGGACGUCGUUUCACCUCACAGACCUGCCAGUGGGAGCCUGGGCUCCCUCUCCAUACCGAAUAUAAGUGUAAUGUAGCAUUGUACAGUGCAUUAGAAAGUGUAAUAUGACCUUGUUUACUAAAGCUGCAUAUUUUUGAUAUAUUGUAAUAAAAGGAAAAUAUUUCCAAUGUCACAGUGCUCUUAUGUAAAUGUAAAACAUACAGGUACUGCAGAGCUCGCCCAAAGUGUACAGCCACCCGUCAGACUCCGUCUGCUCCUCGCUUUCCCAGCGCCCUGCCCCAGCCCCCGGCGUGGAUGGCCCCGGAGCGCUGCGGGGCAGAGCCGCUCCCCCGCUCCGGAGGGACGUGCCCCCAGCUCACCACGGAAGAUUACUGAGCCAUUUGCAGCGAGUCGGUCUCUGGCCUCCCUGGCAGUCUCAGCUGCUGGACAUGGUAGGAUGGUUUUUAUUCCUCCUGAGCUUUCUUGCAACCGAGUAAAUCCCUGAGGGAUAGAAGGGCCGGGGCCAACUCUCGGGGCUGGGGACCCGGGGCGGCAGGCUGGGUGCUGGCACCCCACGGCCCGCGCGCUCGCGUCCCCCGCGGGUGCCCCUGGACGAGGGUUCACUUCCCAGGAGGGGGCUGCAGUUCUGCGGAGGGCUGGCACCCCUGUGCCCAGCACAGUCCUGCCCAGUCCCCUGGUGCUGAGCUCCAGCUUUGGUCAGGGGACUGGUUUUUUAGGAGAGACGUAGAGGGGACAGAAUUGAUUAGAUGCUAAAGCUGAAGACAGAAAAUGUCUUUGUAUGAGUCCUGCGUCUUUUGUCGGCUUCUA